AUGAACCUUAGGCUCGUGGAAUCCGAGCUUGUUGAUCCAGCUACUGCACCACUGCUUCUAUGGCUCAAUGGUGGACCAGGAUCCAGCUCUUUGGAAGGUUUAUUUUUUGAGAAUGGACCGUUCAGGAUUGGGAAAGACGGCUUUACUGUGACAAGCAAUCCUUAUUCGUGGAAUAAGUUCGCUAACGUACUGUACUUGGAAUCUCCAGUAGGUGUUGGGUACUCGUAUUCAACAGAUGGUGUAUUGCCACAGUAUUCAGAUGAAUUG
Molecule: messenger RNA, 267 nt
Organism: Cylicostephanus goldi
Lineage: Eukaryota; Metazoa; Nematoda; Chromadorea; Rhabditida; Strongylidae
Source: the annotation of a GenBank genome assembly